Messenger RNA from Python bivittatus (Burmese python), 2735 nucleotides. RefSeq names its product neuron derived neurotrophic factor (gene NDNF). Lineage: Eukaryota; Metazoa; Chordata; Lepidosauria; Squamata; Pythonidae. Gene Ontology annotation, biological process: extracellular matrix organization. Gene Ontology annotation, molecular function: protein binding; heparin binding. The record is from RefSeq and is a predicted model, not a curated record.
AGCAGGCUCGCUGCUGGGCGUCGCUGUCAAGCUCCCAAGAGAGCCUCUCCCCGCUCGGCCACCGCCAAUUUCGCCUCAGUCUCUUCCACCUCUGGAGAGUUUUCCUCGCCCGAAGAAUGGAAAGAAUGUGCCCAGACUUUGCCUGCCCUUCUUCUCCCCGCUAAGAAAGAAGGAACAAAAUCAAAGAAAGCGAGCUGCCGAGGGCAACGCGAGUGGCGGCGAGGGCUACGACUUGAGGGAAGUCUCUCGCCUCCCUGUCCCGCUAUCCCCGGGAAGCAAGGCGCUUCGGGCGCGCUCAGUCCUCCUUCGGAGCCAAGUCUCGUCGCCUCGUCUGAGGAACUCGGGGCAAGGUCGGCACGGGCCAAUCAAGGCGGGCCCUUCAGGAUGCUCUUGAUGAGCUGCUCCAUAUCCUACCUCCUCCUCCUGCUACCAUUUAGCUCCUGGAUGCAGAAACUACCUACUAGAGAUGAAGAACUUUUUCAGAUGCAGAUCCAGGACAAAACCUUUUUUCAUGAUUCUUCAGUACUCCCUGAUGGAGCAGAGAUCAGUAGCUAUCUCUUCAGAGGAACACCCAAAAGGUUUUUUUUCGUGGUAGAGGAAGAUAAUACACCGUUAGCAGUUACAGUAACUCCUUGUGAUGCACCUUUGGAGUGGAAGCUGAGUUUGCAAGACCUCCCUGAAGAAUCGAGUGGAGAAGGCUCAGGUGAACCAGAGCCACUCGAACAGCAGAAACAGCAGAUUAUUAGUGAAGAAGGCACAGAGCUGUUUUCAUAUAGAGGAAAUGAUGUUGAGUAUUUUGUAUCCUCUACUUCACCUUCUGGGUUAUACCAGUUAGAACUCUGGUCAACAGAAAAGGAUACAAACUUUAAAGUCUAUGCUAGUACAACUCCAGAGUCAGAUCAGCCAUAUCCUGAACUACCUUAUGAUCCAAGGGUUGAUGUCACUUCUCUUAGCCGUACAACUGUCAGUUUGGCAUGGAAACCUAGCCCUACAGCUUCAGUAUUGAAACAGCCAAUACAGUAUUGUGUGGUCAUUAAUAAAGAACACAAUUUCAAAAGCCUCUGUGCUGUUGAGACUAAACAGAGUGCUGAUGAUACAUUUAUGAGGGCUCCUAAACCUGGUAUGGAUUUUAGCCCCUUUGAUUUUGCCCAUUUUGGAUUUUCUUCCAACAGUAAUUCUGGGAAAGAACGCAGUUUCUUAAAACCAACAUCAAAGCUUUAUUCAAAGCUUUAUUCAAAGCCUAAGACUGACCUUGAAAAGAUAUGUAUUGGAAACAAGAACAUAUUUACUGUAUCUGAACUGAAACCUGGUACGCAGUACUAUUUUGACAUAUUUGCUGUAAAUGUGAACACAAAUAUGAGUACUGCCUAUGUUGGUACUUUUGCAAGAACUAAAGAAGAGGCCAAACAGAAGACAGUUGAUUUAAAAGAUGGGAAGGUUACAGAUGUGUUUGUCAAGAGAAAAGGCUCCAAAUUUUUGCGGUUUGCUCCUGUUUCAUCACAUCAGAAAGUUACAUUUUUUGUUCACUCAUGUCUCAAUGCCAUACAAAUCCAAGUCAAAAGAGAUGGAAAACUUCUAUUGUCUCAAAAUGUUGAAGGUGUUCAUCAGUUUCAACUUAGGGGAAAGCCAAAAGCUAAAUACCUCAUUCGACUGAAAGGAAAUAAGAAAGGGGCUUCUGUAUUGAAGUUUUUGGCUACAACAAGGCCUAAUAAGCAGUCAUUUCCAUCUCUUCCUGAAGAUACAAGAAUUAAAGCCUUUGAUAAACUUCGCACAUGCUCCUCAGUCACAGUGGCAUGGCUAGGUACUCAAGAAAGAAACAAGUUUUGCAUCUACAAGAAAGAAGUAGGUGAUGAUUAUAAUGAGGAGAAAAAGAAAAGAGAACAAAAUCAGUGUCUGGGACCAGACUUGAGGAAAAAAUCAGAAAAAGUCCUCUGUAAGUAUUUUCACAGUCAAAACCUACAAAAAGCAGUUACCACAGAGACAAUUAAAGGUUUAAAGCCUGGCAAGUCCUACCUUCUAGAUGUUUAUGUCAUAGGACAUGGAGGGUACUCUGUCAAAUAUCAAAGCAAAUUGGUGAAAACAAGAAAAUUCUGUUAGGGAUCUUUUACAUAAAAAUCAGAAUGUUACUAGAUGGACUAACUACUUAUACAGAAUAAAAGUUGUGAACUGUAUUGGUACUAUGUAUAGAAGAUAUUAACAUCUAUAUUUAUGUUUACAGAAGUAAUUAAAAAGACUGAGACUAGUGCUCUUCGUUGGUAUCUGACGGUUGCAUUAUCGUGCAUCUGGUGGUCUAUGUUUGAUGAUCAGUAGAUAACCAAGAUAGCAGGGAAUAUAAAAGAACCUGCCCUUUUUUGCUUCCAUAUUGCAUGAAGUGCUUCUAAAUUAUUUUAUUGUAUCAAAGGCUAAAACAAAUCAUUCAAUGCUGUAUUAGUCAUAUGCAAAGGCAAGAAACAAAACUUCCACCCAAUCUCUUUUCAUAGACUAAGGUUUAUGUAAAUUAUUUUUACAGUCUUGUUUAAUAUGUCUAUGUUUCCACGUUGUAAACUAUGAAAAAUCUUUUCCUGUUAAAAGCAUAGAUCUAAAUUAAGUAUUAACUGGACUCUCCAGUUUUAUUGUUAAUAUAAGAUCCUAUCUGGUUAAUUUUAAGUGCUUAAAAAGUUUAUGUAUUUCAUGUACAAAAUUGUCGUCAUUAUAUUCCUGUAUAUAAAAUUAAAUAUUAGAUUAUACAUUCCUAU